AUGAAGUUCCCUUGGCUGCUCCUGGUGAAGGGGGCUGCUUCUGUUGCCGCUCAAAAGCCCCUUGCUACUUCAGGCAGCGGCCAAGUUCUCGGGACCUUUAACCUUGAGGACAUCAUCAAUGCAUCGCCAUUGCUAUCAUUCCACCGCGACAUCGUCAAGAUCCCAUCCACAACCGACAAUGAAUAUGAAGUCGGCCAGUUCAUCGGUGACUUUUUGGAGCAAAAGCAUUUCACGGUAGAGAAGCAGUCCAUCUCAGACUCUCGAUUCAAUGUUUAUGCUUAUCAAGGCAACAACUCACUGCCGGAUAUUCUCGUCACAUCACACAUCGACACCGUGCCGCCUUUCUUGCCGUACAAUCUCGACUAUCCGAUUCUGGGUGGUGGACAUGAAUUUGAUCGUCAAUCCGUUCUCAUUGCAGGACGUGGUACGGUCGACGCAAAGGGAAGUGUAGCAGCACAGAUAUUUGCAGUGCUCGAGAUAUUGGAAGAGAAGCCGGACGCCUCAAUCGGUCUGCUCUUCGUUGUCGGCGAAGAAAAGGGGGGUAUUGGCAUGGAAACAUUCUCCAAAAACCCGUCACCUUCCUCGUUUCACACGGUCAUUUUUGGAGAACCUACUGGUUUGAAUUUGGUCUCUGGUCAUAAGGGCGUUAUCGGAUUCAACAUCAAAGCAACUGGGAGAGCCGCACACUCGGGGUAUCCUUGGCUAGGAAAGAACGCGAUUUCCGCACUUUUGCCAGUUGCAUCGUUCACCGAACGGCUGGGGGAGAUUCCGUUUCAAGACGGCGGCUUGCCCAGCAGCCUCAAGUAUGGCAACUCCACCGUCAACCUGGGUGUUAUACAGGGCGGCGUUGCGGUCAAUGUGGUCCCGGACUCAGCAGAGGCCAUAUUCUCGGUCAGAGUUGCUGCAGGAACACCAGAUGAGUCCAAGAGUAUCAUCACACGUGAGGUGAACAAAUUCACAAAGAACGAUCCCAAUAUUGAGGUCGCCUUCUACCCCGGAGGGCUGUCACCAACGGACCUUGACACAGAUGUGGAAGGCUUCGAUAUCAUCACCGUCAACUACGGCACAGACGUCCCCAAGCUCGCCAUACAUGGCGGAGGAGAUAGGGUCGUCAAGCGGUAUUUGUAUGGUCCAGGCAGCAUCCUGGUUGCUCAUGGCGAAGAUGAAGCACUGACAGUAGGCGACUUGGAGGGAGCUGUCCAAGGGUAUCGGGUCCUGAUAGAAAAAGCCUUGUCGAGGGAUGUGUAG
Aspergillus clavatus NRRL 1 is the source of this 1248-nucleotide messenger RNA. RefSeq names its product M20 family metallopeptidase. The coding region runs from base 1 to 1248 and encodes 415 amino acids. The transcript has 2 exons. Lineage: Eukaryota; Fungi; Ascomycota; Eurotiomycetes; Eurotiales; Aspergillaceae. Gene Ontology annotation, molecular function: hydrolase activity. The record is from RefSeq and is a predicted model, not a curated record.